This is a messenger RNA of Diuraphis noxia (Russian wheat aphid), 1821 nucleotides long. It is a transcript of the gene und, whose product is annotated as methionyl aminopeptidase und. Gene Ontology annotation, biological process: proteolysis. Lineage: Eukaryota; Metazoa; Arthropoda; Insecta; Hemiptera; Aphididae. Gene Ontology annotation, cellular component: cytoplasm. Gene Ontology annotation, molecular function: metalloaminopeptidase activity. The record is from RefSeq and is a predicted model, not a curated record.
CACAUAUUCUGCUCACUAAGCUCGUUUCCACUGUUACCAGUCCGUGAUGAUAAAUUGAUAACCUUGUAGAACUAAAUACACUGAUAACCGGUAAAAUAAGAAUAACCUAAAAAAAUAACUAAUGUUUUAUCAAAUACGAAAUGUUUUGAUUCUUGUGUACUGYAUUUGAAAUCAUUCGUUCCGAUCCCGAUCGGUCUUGUGCUCGUUAAGUAAAUAGCUAUUACCAGCCGAUWCGUUCGAAAUUCGAAUUAAGAUUUUUGUUACUGUAAAUAUUAACUGUUGUCGAUUAUUGAGUUCAAUACUCCCAGCAAAAUGGCWGCAGUAUUCGAUGAAGUUGGUAAGUCAAAUGUAUUAAAGAAUACUGAAGAAGUGUUCGAUGAUGAAGAACAAGUAGAAGAUGUUGAAGAUGGAUCGGCGGUCACAAAGAAGAAGAGGAAGCGAAGGAAGAAGAAGACUCAAACAAACGAUGAUGGGACAGAAACAAAAGAAAAAGAUGAAGYAGAAAAAGAAAUGACUAGCGGAGUGACCAAUAUUAAUAUGGAUGAUGAAACGGAAGCUGAGAAAAAAAAGACCAGACGUCGUACUAAAAAGAAGGAAACUAAGGUCAAUGAACCAGAGUCGAAAGAAAAAAAGCAAACUGAUCCUCCAUCUGUCCCAUGUAAUUACUUUGUUAUCAUAGAUGAGUAUCCUGUUGGUCAAGAAGUUGAAUAUGAUGGCCGUAUGGGCAAACWGCGAAUAACAAGUGAAGAGAAACGAGCAAUUGAACGUUCAAAGUAUGAUGAUUACAAUGAUGCCAGACGGGCAGCUGAAGCUCAUAGACAAGUAAGAAAACAUAUUCAAAGCUGGGUGAAACCUGGUAUGACUAUGAUUGAAAUUUGUGAAGAGUUAGAGCGAUGUUCUAGAGCUUUAAUUGGAGAAGAUGGACUUAAAGCUGGUCUAGCUUUUCCCACAGGAUGCUCAAGAAAUAAUUGUGCAGCACAUUAUACACCCAAUGCGGGUGAUCCUACAGUCUUAUUAUAUGAUGAUGUUACCAAAAUUGAUUUCGGCACACACGUGAAUGGCCGUAUAAUUGAUUGUGCAUUUACUUUGACUUUCAAUCCCAAGUAUGAUAAGCUUGUUGAAGCUGUGAGGGAUGCAACUAAUACAGGAAUAAAAGCUGCUGGUAUCGAUGUUAAGCUUUGUGAAGUUGGUGAAGCAAUUCAAGAAGUAAUGGAAUCUUAUGAAGUUGAGCUUGAUGGUAAAACAUAUCCUGUUAAGUCAAUUAGAAAUCUCAAUGGCCAUUCAAUUGAUGCAUAUAGAAUACAUGCGGGAAAAACUGUACCAAUUGUUAAAGGUGGUGAAGCAACUAUGAUGGAGGAGAACGAGUUUUAUGCUAUAGAAACAUUUGGUUCCACUGGCCGUGGCAUUGUWCGAGAUGAUAUGGAUACAUCCCAUUAUAUGAAAAAUUUUGAUGCUCCAUAUGUGCCACUACGACUCCAAGCAUCACAAAAAUUGCUCAGUACAGUCAAUAAGAAUUUCAGUACAUUAGCAUUUUGUAAACGCUGGCUUGAUAGGUUGGGCGCAACGAAAUAUCAAAUGGCACUAAAAGACUUAUGCGAUAAAGGAAUUCUUGACGCUUAUCCACCAUUAUGUGAUAUCAAAGGCUGUUACACAGCUCAGUUUGAGCACACAAUUGUACUUAGACCAACUUGCAAGGAAAUCAUAAGCAAAGGAGAUGAUUAUUAACUCUACGAGUAAUUUAAGUCCAUACAAAUAUUAUGUCGCUAAUAUCAUAACAAAUACAUUGUUAUUCUAAAUAAAAUGUUAACCUUCGGUGGUCAA